Symbiodinium sp. CCMP2456 is the source of this 2160-nucleotide messenger RNA. NCBI's taxonomy places the organism in Eukaryota, Dinophyceae, Suessiales, Symbiodiniaceae. The record is from the annotation of a GenBank genome assembly.
AUGGCUUCGGCAUCCAGAUUCGAGGAUGCCCAUGUCUAUGGCUAUUUGCGGACGCAGGGUGUCGUCUAUCAGCUCGAGGAAGUUGAGACAUCCAUUGGCCGUGGCGAGGAGUGCAGCUUGCAGCUGGACGGCAAGGGUAUCUCACGAAUGCACGCGCGAUUGACGUUCACGGGAAGGCGGCCGCAACUUCUUGAUCUGGGUUCCAGCAAUGGCACCUUUGUGAACGGACUGCGUCUGAAGCCCAACAUUGCCCACGAUUUGAAACAUGGUGAUGUGGUACGCUUUGCGCAGGCAAGAUGUACAUAUAGUUUUGAGUUGCCACCGGAAGGUCAGAAAACUCCAAAGACUCCUAAGGAGAGUGUUGAGCCACCAGGUCAAGAAGAGACCCCUCCCCGUCCAGCCCUGAAGUCGAAUGAAGACGGAAAGGAGAAGCCAGGCAAGGAUGUACAGCCGGCAUACCCUGGAAGCGCUGCAGUGCCGUGCGUCAACGUAUUGCCCGUUCCCUUCCCCGUCAUGCAGCCUGGGAUGCCAGGCAUGCCAGGCAUGCAGCCGAUGCAACUUUUUGCGCCAUCGCAUUCUCCACCUCAGCCCCCUGUGGCUGCGGCUUGCCCACAUCCCUCUCUUCCCGAGACCUCGGAGCCGAUCUACCCGCGGAGGAGCUCAGCUGUUGAAGAGUCUGAGCUGCUGCAGAAGCAGGACCUCCUCCUGCAAAGACUCUGGAAGCUUGAGCAAACGAUUUCCCGUCUCGCUGAUGCGAACCUCGAGGUUUGCCAAAGAGCAAGUCCCGGUCCUGGCGGUCCCGGUCCACCAGAUCACGCAGAACAACGCGAGGAAGAAGAUCCGUCCUUUGGGGAGGCUGAGGAAGCCCAUCUGGUCGCGGCGGCCCUCACGGCCGCCUCAGAACGGCUGGCAAGCGCAGAGUGCCGGGACACUGAAGCCUCACCCUCCCAAGCUAAAGGCAGCCCGCGUUUUAGCGAGAAGCAAGCGGAGCUCGGGGCCAAAGAUCAUGCCGCCUCGAACAUGGAAGCCCAUGGUGAGCUCAUGGCGGAGAUGCAGCGCAUGCUCGCUUUGUACGAAAUGGUGGUGGGCGUGGGUAAGCCAGACUACAGCCCUGGCACAUGCAAUGCUGACGCCAGCAGCUCAUCCUCAGGAUCUGCGGAAAAGGCUCCUCCGAAGCCUUUGUUUGAGGGUGCGGUAGGAGAGACUUCGGUGGUGCUGGCAGCCAUCAUGUCUGCGCUUGAGGAAUUGGCUGCUAUGGGUUACGCCAACCCAAACGUGGGAGGGCACAGGAGAUGGAAUGCCUUAGCGCAUGAGCGCGAAAGACUGGCGAAGGAGGAAGAAAAAGAAUCCGAGCGCUUGCGGGAGCUCGAGGAUCAGGAAGGGAGUUUCCGUCAAAGCACGGAGGCUGAACUUUCCGAACUGAACCGGAUCCUAGAGGGCGAGGAUGCGGUCGGCAUCGCCGAUGGUGGAUCACACCCAAUGUUCCAAGACAUUCCGCAGACGAAGCUCACAGCGCAGCAAGCGUACGAUCAUCUUCAGACGGAGCUAGCACGUGUUGAAGCGGACAAAGCACGUCUCGAAGUGGCAGCCUCCAGCCUGUCCGAAGAGCUCUCGGAGACCUACGGACUGUAUCAAGAGGAGAAGUCCAAGGCCGACACCGCCUCAAAGUUCUUCGCCAGCACCGAGGAGCUAGCAGAUGAGCUUCAAGAAUGGCUCUACUCAGGCCGCUCAGAGCGCAUGGCAGCUCUUGGGAGGAUGAAGUGCUUGGCACAGACGCAGCUUGAGCACAAAAGCAAGGCAACUUUAAGCUCUCAUCGGUACUUUCAACUUCGCUUGAGCUACCUUGACAUGCCUGGGAUGGCUCGACCGCAGCCAUUUAGACCACAUCCCGUCUCAGAGCUCGGAGGCCGGUCAUUGAAGGGCCAUCGAAGCGGCAGUAGUGGUGCGGUGCAACUGUGCCUCACGCACGUCAAUUUGAGUUCAGCUGUGGAGAGAGGGUUGAAACCUCAACAAAGAUCCGAGAACAUCAACAAGCAUUUGCAAGAACAUCAAAAAGAUUAUGUGGUAACCUCACUAAGGCUUCUACGGCUUCGAAGCUUUGGGAAACAAAGUCUCGAAAAUCGUACUCACGCUCCAGGGGGCGGGGGGGCACGGGCGUAG